This is a messenger RNA of Harpegnathos saltator (Jerdon's jumping ant), 1716 nucleotides long. RefSeq lists its product as uncharacterized. The record is from RefSeq and is a predicted model, not a curated record. The transcript has 4 exons. Lineage: Eukaryota; Metazoa; Arthropoda; Insecta; Hymenoptera; Formicidae. Bases 1 to 1716 code for a protein of 571 amino acids.
AUGGAAACUUUGUCGAAAGAACAGUGGGAGACAUUUCAAAAUGCUAUGCUGUGCCAUGUGUGCGAGAAAUCAUUCGCAAAGGAUGAUACACGCGUGCCCGAUCAUUGCCACCUGACUGGACGGUACAGUGGUCCCGCGCAUUCCAAUUGCAAUCUAAAUUAUCAAGACAGUUAUUGCAUUCCCGUGGUCUUUCACAACUUAUCCGGUUAUGAUUCACACUUUAUCAUCAAAGAUAUAGCAACCAUGUUCGAAGGUUCAAUCACUAUACUACCGAUAACCAAAGAGAAAUAUAUUUCAUUUAUAAAGACUGUAGGAAACAUGAUGGAUAGUGAAUAUAGCGACUUGUAUCUGAAGAUUGAUGUCUUGUUGUUGGCCGAUAUUUUUGAAAAUUUCCGCAAUAGUUGUAUCAAAAGUUAUGGGUUAAAUCCCGCGUAUUAUUACACUUUGCCUGGUUUUACGUGGGAUGCUAUGUUGAAGCAUACGGGCGUUAAUUUCGAACUGCUCACUGAUAUCGAUAUGGUCAUGUUCAUCGAGCGCGGUAUUCGCAGUGGCCUCAGUCAAUGUUCCGGUAGAUAUGCAAAAGCCAAUAACAAGUACAUGCAGUCUUACGAUCCAUUGCAACCAUCAUCAUACUUGAUGUACUUCGAUGUAAAUAACUUGUAUGGUUGGGCAAUGUGUCAACAGUUGCCAUACGCCGAAUUUCGAUGGGUCGAUGAUGUAUCGAAUUUCGACGUAUCAUCAAUCGCACUAGAUUCACCUAUAGGUUACAUUCUGGAGGUUGACUUAGAGUAUCCGCAACAUCUGCACGACGCGCACACUGACCUACCGUUCUGUCCGACACGGGGCAAACCGCCAAACAAAAAGCAGGACAAGCUUCUCGCAACCUUAUGCGAUAAGCAGCGUUAUGUGAUUCAUUAUCGCAACCUGCAGCAGUGCAUCACGGUCUUCUUUAGAAGACACGCGACAAACGAUUUCGAGAAAAAUUUGUACAAAUUGAUAAACAACGCGGUGUUCGGUAAAACUAUGGAAAAUGUUCGCAAUCACGUAGACGUAAAACUAUUGACAAAAUGGGAUGGACGAUACGGUGCUGAGGCAAUGAUUGCGAGACCAAAUUUUCAUAGCAGAAGUGUCUUUUCGGAAAAUUUAAUCGCCGUUGAGCUACGUAAACUUGAGGUGAAAUUCAACAAGCCGAUCUAUGUGGGUAUAUGUAUCCUUGACAUAUCCAAGAUCUGCUUGUACGAAUUUCAUCACGAGUACAUGUCUCCCCUGUAUCAGAACAGAUGUAAAGUAAUGUACACCGAUACUGACAAUUUAAUUUACCAUAUCCAAUGCGAUGAUAUUUUCGAGCACAUGAAACGUGAUAUUUCUAAGUUUGAUACGAGUGAUUAUCCCACUGAUAAUGCGUACGGUAUACCGCUUGUCAACAAAAAGGUACCAGGUCUGAUGAAAGAUGAAAAUAACGGAGCGAUUAUGACGGAAUUCGUCGGGCUCAGAGCAAAGAUGUACGCGCUAAAGGUAGACAGCAAAAAUGAUACGAAGUGUCUGAGAGAUGAGGUCGAAAAGCAACGUCGUCAGUCAUGCAUACGAUCCAAAAUGCACAAAGUCUACACCGUGUCCGAACUGAAAACUGCUCUGAGUCCGUAUGAUGACAAGCGGUAUAUCGUACCGAACUCAACAGACACUUUACCAUGGGGACAUUACAGGAUACAAUUGUAA